Molecule: messenger RNA, 245 nt
Organism: Ceraceosorus guamensis
Lineage: Eukaryota; Fungi; Basidiomycota; Exobasidiomycetes; Ceraceosorales; Ceraceosoraceae
Exons: 1
Coding region: 51-239 (62 amino acids)
Source: RefSeq, a predicted model, not a curated record
AGUCAAGUAGGCCGUCUGUCUGCUAGCUGCUGCUGCAUUCACAUUGCUAUAUGAGUGCGACGUACGCGUGCAUCAGCGUCUCCGCAACGGGAGACACCGCGACAAGCGCGCGGCGGUGCAACGCAACGGCAACGAGCAGCACCUAUCGCUCUGCAAACCAAGCCAAGCAAGGCCGUGCCGUGUGCUGGACCGCGCGCUCGACUCGCCAUGCUGCUGCUCAUCUGUGGUGCCAAUGUUAAGAGAAC